UAAGGCAGCCGCAGCAGCAGCAUCGUCUGUAGCUAGCACACACACACUGACAGUCGCGCGGGCUGUUAGAACGCCGACGCUAUCUGGUCUCGCGCACUCAGGACGCGCUGCAAUCAAGAUUACUUUGAAUAUUCUCUAUUUAGGCUCUCCAGAACAAUUUCCCUAUUCUCUUCGACCUUAAUAGGUUAUAUAUUGUAGUGCGCUGGCACGGAUGUUCUAUUAGGCUACUCUGCCGUCUCUUGAUGGUGAAAAUACUCGGGAGGUGAAUUUGUAUCCAACUGUCAACGAGAGUGGAUGACUCUGGUCGACCGCUGUCAUCUUGAAGUUGUCUUUUUGAGCAUCCUACGGACUGUGAAUUGUGAUGUUCUUGUGCCAUUUUCGCGCUGCUUCACCAGGUUGAGAGGAUAGUGUUUGAGUUGGAGAGAUUUUAACGCGGAAACCUUGUGCAUCACGGAGACCAGGAGGAGAGGUACCGUCAGCGCCAAUAACACCUGCAACAGAACGCGUCUCCGUUUCUUCCAUAUAUGGUGCAACACCAAAACUGGAACCUUGGAAUAAUCCUACAGAAAACCUGUCAUCGAGAAUAAAUCUGUUUUAAAUUCGCUGUGAUAGGCUACAAUCGGGUCGAGGUUGCUCGCUGCUAUUGAACCCCCUACCUAGGCUACAUUUGCUGUUUUACUGUUUGGACCAUUUGAAUAGGCUACUAUAUUCUCCUCUCGGCUCGGACGCCCCUGAAUUUGCGAUGCUUGGGCUGUGAGAGCUGGGUGGGAUCUUAUUUGGUCGUCCUGCACGCCACAGUAGCAUGGCACCGUCGCGAAGGCACUGCGGAUGGGAGAUGACGCCUCUGUCGGGAUGCCUGCUCCUGUCCAUCUUGGCGUUUCAACCUGUGCUAGCCAAGGUCUGCAAUGACUAUACGAGGCACGGUCAGGACAACAGCUGGUUCUCGGGGGAUGAUGAGAAGUUGCCCAUCAUGGUGCUCAUGCCGAUGAACGAGUCGGCGCUGAUGAGCAGCAUUAGUCAGGGCAUCGAGCCCGCUGUCCAACUGGCCAUCCAGCACAUACGAGAGUCACAGAAUUACAAGUUUUCACUCAUCACCAAAAUCUACGACACCGAGUGUGACAACGCCAAGGGAUUGAGGGCCUUCUUCGACGCCAUAUGCUACGGACCCAAACACCUGAUGAUCUUCGGAGGGGUGUGUCCUUCUGUCACAUCCAUCAUCGCUGAGUCACUGGAGGGGUGGAACCUGGUGCAGCUCUCCUUUGCGGCAACAACUCCUGUUCUGGCCGACAAGAAGAAGUACCCCAACUUUUUCCGGACGGUUCCGUCGGACAACGCUGUGAACCCAGCAGUGGUCAAGUUUCUCAACUUCUACAACUGGAGCCGCGUGGGGACCCUCACACAGGACGUUCAGAGGUUCUCAGAGGUGAGGAAUGACUUGACCAAUGAGCUGGAAAAGGCAGACAUCCAGAUCGCUGACACCGAGAGCUUCUCCAACGACCCCUGUGUCAACGUCAAGAAGCUGAAGGAUAAUGACGUAAGGAUCAUUAUCGGACAGUUUGAUGAGAACCUGGCCUCCAAAGUAUUCUGCUGUGCGUACAACCUGAACAUGUAUGGUAGUAAGUACCAGUGGAUCAUACCAGGCUGGUACCAGGGCAACUGGUGGGAGCAGGCCAACUCCACCAACUGCACCACCAGGAAGUUGCUUACCGCUAUGGAGGGAUACAUCGCUGUGGACUUUGAACCCCUCAGCGCCAAACAGGUCAAGGGGAUCUCUGGAAGGACACCUAAAGAGUACGAGAGGGAGUACAGUAAAGAGCUACAGCAGAAGGGGGUGGAGCCCUCGAAGUACCACGGCUUCGCCUACGACGGGAUCUGGGUGAUAGCUAAGACCCUGACCCGCGUCAUGGAUUUACUGCAGCACAAGGAGAGGCAGGACAUGUACCACAACUUCACCGUGGACGACCGGGAGGUGGGCAAGCUGGUGCUGGACGUCAUGAACGAAACCAACUUCUAUGGUGUCACGGGCCAAGUCAUGUUCAGGAACGGAGAACGGAUGGGUACCAUCAAAUUCACACAGUUUCAAGAGGGGCAGGAGGUGAAGGUUGGAGAGUACAACGCUAUUGCUGAUGUCCUGGAUCUCAUCAACAACACGAUGAGGUUCCAAGGGGUGGAGCCUCCUAAGGACCGUACGUUUGUGCGUCUGCAACGUCGCAACAUCAACGUACCCCUCUACAGCAUCCUGUCUGUUAUCACCAUCCUGGGCAUGCUCAUGGCAGGGGCCUUCCUCUUCUUCAACAUCAAGAACCGCAACCACAGACUGAUCAAGAUGUCCAGUCCCUACAUGAACAACCUUAUCAUCCUGGGUGGAAUGCUCUCCUACUCCUCCAUCUUCCUCUUCGGCCUGGAUGGCGCCUUGGUGUCCGACAAAGAGUUUGAGGCCUUGUGUACUGUGCGAACAUGGAUCCUCAUUGUGGGCUACACAACAGCGUUUGGUGCCAUGUUUGCCAAGACCUGGAGAGUCCAUGCUAUCUUCAAGAACGUCAAGAUGAAGAAAAAGAUUAUCAAGGACCAGAAGCUGCUGAUCAUCGUGGGUGGGAUGCUGCUGAUUGACCUGUGCAUCCUCAUCUGCUGGCAGAUCGUUGAUCCGCUGAAGAGGACCGUGGAGGAGUACAGCUUGGAGGCGGACCCCCAGGGGCGGGACAUAGCCAUCCGACCCUUCCUGGAACACUGUGAGAACACACACAUGACCAUUUGGCUGGGGAUCGUUUACGCAUACAAGGGCCUGCUUAUGUUGUUUGGGUGCUUCCUGGCUUGGGAGACGAGAAAUGUGAGCAUCCCGGCCCUGAAUGACAGCAAGUAUAUCGGGAUGAGUGUGUACAACGUGGGCAUCAUGUGUAUCAUCGGGGCGGCCGUGUCCUUCCUCACGCGAGACCAGCCCAAUGUGCAGUUCUGCAUCGUGGCUCUGGUCAUCAUCUUCUGCAGCACCAUCACUCUCUGUCUGGUGUUUGUGCCAAAGUUCAUCACGAUGAGGACCAAUCCAGACGCAGCUACUCAGAACCGGAGGUUAAAGUUCAACACGAACCAGAAGAAAGAGGACUCCAAGACGUCCACUUCAGUGACGAGUGUGAACCAGGCCAACACGUCCAGACUGGACGGCCUGCAGACCGACAACCACCGCCUCCGCAUGAAGAUAACAGAGUUGGAUAAGGAACUGGAAGAGGUGACCAUGCAGCUGCAGGACACCCCAGAGAAGACCCCGUACAUCAAGCAGAACCACUACGGAGACGUCAACAACAUCCUCAGCAUACGCAACUUCACCGACGGCAAAGAGGGGGAGAAAUCGAUAGUGAAGAAUCAUCUUGAGCAGAAGCCUCAGGCCCAGUGGGGCUCCAUGGAUCCUUCCAGAAUAAACAGAGGUCCUCUGGAGGAUAUCAACUCACCUGAACACAUACAGCGCAGGCUGUCGUUGCAGCUGCCCAUCCUGCACCAUGCCUAUCUACCCUCCAUAGGGGGGGUGGACGCCAGCUGUACCAGCCCCAACGCCAGCCCUGGCUCUAGCCCGCGGCACAGACACAUGCCACCGUCCUACCGGGUCAUGGUCUCAGGCCUGUGAGCAUCAGUCUCCCCUGGCGCUUCCAAGAAAGGACAUCUGUGUUUUAAAAACAACAAGCAGACCCUAGCUUAGGCUGUCAGCAACAUUGGAAUAAUAUGUGUGUUGGACCAGGGAGGGGGAAGUUGGUUCCACUCGUCAUGCCUCGGUCUCUAGAACCAUGGGCGGGAAGGGAAGGGGGGAGGGCACAGGAGGACCUUACAAAUGACACACGAUCCAGAGGAACAACCUCCUUUGGUCUCACCCCACCACCUCAACAGCAGAGGACCUGACCAGACCUGGGGUGGAUCUGCUUCGGAGGGUUUAUGUUGUUGUUUUUAUUUUGUCAUACACUGGACUAUGUGUGAGCCCGUCAAAACGUGAGCAUUUCAGCUACGUCAAUGCCUGGGAGGCGUUACUAUAGGAACAAAAGAGUUCCAGACCGGACUGACGUAGGAUUCAUCAAAAUUCACCAUUGUGAACAAGCAUGUAAAUAGCAUACUUUCUGACUUUGACGUACCGUUAGCUUUGAGUAUGCUGUGA
Messenger RNA from Oncorhynchus tshawytscha (Chinook salmon), 4132 nucleotides. It is a transcript of the gene gabbr2, whose product is annotated as gamma-aminobutyric acid (GABA) B receptor, 2. The record is from RefSeq and is a predicted model, not a curated record. Gene Ontology annotation, biological process: G protein-coupled receptor signaling pathway; gamma-aminobutyric acid signaling pathway. The coding region runs from base 803 to 3613 and encodes 936 amino acids. Gene Ontology annotation, cellular component: G protein-coupled receptor heterodimeric complex; membrane. Lineage: Eukaryota; Metazoa; Chordata; Actinopteri; Salmoniformes; Salmonidae. The transcript is spliced from 19 exons. Gene Ontology annotation, molecular function: G protein-coupled GABA receptor activity.